Postia placenta MAD-698-R-SB12 is the source of this 759-nucleotide messenger RNA. RefSeq lists its product as hypothetical. Gene Ontology annotation, molecular function: chromatin insulator sequence binding. Gene Ontology annotation, biological process: regulation of transcription by RNA polymerase II. Gene Ontology annotation, cellular component: chromosome. Bases 1 to 759 code for a protein of 252 amino acids. The record is from RefSeq and is a predicted model, not a curated record. NCBI's taxonomy places the organism in Eukaryota, Fungi, Basidiomycota, Agaricomycetes, Polyporales, Adustoporiaceae. The transcript has 2 exons.
AUGGCAGUCUUCAAUGGACAGAUAUGUCAACUCUGCAAUGUCUGGUUUGUGGAUGCCAAUGCGCUCGAGCGUCAUACCAAGGCGUCUUUCGUGCAUAGGGACUUCCAAUGUCCGAAUUGCUACGAGCGGUUUCAUGGUCCUCAAGAGCUGGUCGACCAUCGCGUCGCAGCCCACCACUGCUGCGUCAACUGCAAUCGCCUUUUCAAAAGCCAUCAGAGUCUGCAGAUGCAUCUCAAGUCAUCAUUGCACAAGGAGAGGACCGUACCUUGUCCGGGACAAGGCUGCACAAAACUGUUUCUCUCAGGCGCCGGACUCGUGAACCAUCUCGAGUCGGGCGCUUGCCCAUCACGCACCACGCGACACCAUGUUAACAAGCUCGCCGUCCGCUACGAUGAGACAAACAUCGUCACGAACGCCUCGCGCCUGUUGACAGGGCCCGAUGGGCACAUGCAGCCUAAGCUCCCAGUGGUAUCGAUCGCGACCUCGCUCUCAUUCAACGGGACUCAGUUUGAGUGCUUCUUGUGCCACCGCGCGUUCAAAACCCUCGGCAGGCUCAACGAGCACCUCGCGAGUCCCGCGCAUGAUGACGAGAUCUACAAAUGUCCAGCGCUUUGGGACGGAUGCGGCGCCGAGUUCCGGACGCUCAGCGGUCUCUGCCAGCAUGUCGAGAGUGAGACGUGCGGCAUCCGCAGAUUCAACCGUCAUAUGCAGAACGUUAUUAGCGAGGUGACGACGGCGGUAGGUAAGUUUAUACACUAA